GCACUCGGAAAAGUGGUAGAAAAGACGCUCACAAUAGUGAAAGCUACGCGAAAAACCAUGAAACUUUUUAUUUUCGUCCUAUUAUUCCUGUUAACCAUCAAUGUGUUGGCUGAAAGUCACGAAAGUCAUGAAAAUUCCGGACGAGUUAGUGUCAUGUCCUCUGAAAAACUUUGGACUGGAUUUGGAUUUUCAUGCGAUGACCAUCAAUGUAAAAGCGAUUGCACCGACAAAAUGUCACCCUUGACGUCUUUUUUUGCAAUAUGGAGUUGCGAAAGAACAUGGAUUUUGUGGCACAAUUGUUGGUGCAAGUACCCAAAUGUUGCUGUGAAAUUGCCUAAAUUUUUACAAAAUUAAUAUUUUUGCUGACAUCUGCGGUUUAUUUUGAAUAAGAUUGAAAACUAUUC
Caenorhabditis elegans is the source of this 404-nucleotide messenger RNA. It is a transcript of the gene C04H5.7, whose product is annotated as Toxin. The transcript is spliced from 2 exons. The record is from RefSeq and is marked reviewed. The coding region runs from base 58 to 354 and encodes 98 amino acids. NCBI's taxonomy places the organism in Eukaryota, Metazoa, Nematoda, Chromadorea, Rhabditida, Rhabditidae.